Messenger RNA from Cryptomeria japonica (Japanese cedar), 976 nucleotides. RefSeq names its product glycine-rich protein 2. NCBI's taxonomy places the organism in Eukaryota, Viridiplantae, Streptophyta, Pinopsida, Cupressales, Cupressaceae. Gene Ontology annotation, molecular function: nucleic acid binding; zinc ion binding. The record is from RefSeq and is a predicted model, not a curated record. Bases 95 to 628 code for a protein of 177 amino acids. The transcript has a single exon.
ACUUAGGUUUAGGUUUAGGUUUUGGUUGGGCAGUUUGUGCGCUGCACCAGGGGGCGCGGGUCUGUAAAUUUGUUUGUUGCUGAGGUCUGCAAUCAUGGCGCAGGGUGGGAAAAGGAGUGGAAAGGUGAAGUGGUUCGAUUCGCAGAAGGGUUACGGAUUCAUUACCCCUGAUGAUGGCGGAGAGGAUCUUUUCGUUCACCAGACUUCGAUUCAUUCUGAUGGAUUUAGAUCUCUGGCUGAAGGCGAGUCGGUUGAGUUUUCUGUUGAGCAUGAGCAGGGUGGAAGGACUAAGGCUCUUGAUGUGACUGGGCCGAAUGGGGCUUUUGUGCAGGGGGGUAGUAGUGGAGGAGGCGGCGGUGGAUAUGGCGGUGGUGGUGGUGGAAGAGGUGGACGUGGUGGCGGCGGAGGUUAUGGCGGCGGCGGAUAUGGUGGUGGCGGUGGGAGUUAUGGUGGUGGCGGUGGUGGAUAUGGCGGUGGAGGUUAUGGUGGUGGUGGUGGUGGCCGUGGCGGCCGCGGAGGCGGAGGCGGUAGGGGUGCCGGUGGCGGCGGCGGUGGAGGAAGCUGUUAUAAUUGCGGCGAUUCUGGGCAUUUUGCCCGCGACUGCCCUAAUGGCGGCGGUGGGAGAUAGUUAGAUCUAGAAGGAUUACUUAUUAUAUGGUCAGGGUUUUGUUUUUGCAGUUAGCGAAGGGUUCGGCUCGGCUCUUGUUGAGUCUGGGGCUCUAUUCGAGUAUCUUUGGGUGGUUAUAUUGUUGGUUAUUGUUUUUCAUUAUGUGAUGUAUUUUGGGUUUUUGUCAAAUGGGGGAAACGAUAAGAUCUAUGGCUGUUAUGGCUCAUAAUGGCUGGUUUUUCCGCAUUGGUUAGUGGUGAUGGUAACCUAUUUUGCAGUGGCGGCGUUCGAUGCUGUGUCGCUUUGUAUGAUUUGGCCUGCCUUCUGUUAAACAAAUUUACAAUUUCAUCUAUUAUGUUUCAGUGGUUC